Molecule: messenger RNA, 732 nt
Organism: Phragmites australis (common reed)
Lineage: Eukaryota; Viridiplantae; Streptophyta; Magnoliopsida; Poales; Poaceae
Product: zinc finger CCCH domain-containing protein 1-like
Exons: 2
Coding region: 1-732 (243 amino acids)
Molecular function (GO): metal ion binding; mRNA binding
Source: RefSeq, a predicted model, not a curated record
AUGGAGAGGGAGGGCAACGCCGCCGCCGCCGGUGCUGGACGCUGGGAGGCGUCGCCGGACGGGGUGAUCGUGCUGCCCGCGGGGUCGGCGGCGGUGCGGCACAACCGCGACCAUCGUCACCAGCGGGAGCGGGAGCAGCAGCAUCCGGGGUACGGAUCGGCGGCGUGGGCGGGGGUGCUGGGGGCGUUGCCGGGGCCGCUGGAGAAGGUGCUCUACAAGACGAAGCUGUGCGAGAAUUUCGAGUUGGGCGGGUGCGUGUACGAGGAGGGGUGCACGUUCGCGCACGGCCACGCGGAGCUGCGCCCGCCUCUGCCACUGCCGCCCGGGGCCAACGGGCGGAGGCUGGCUGCCGAGAACGAGAACGGGAGGGGCCUCGCUGGGUUCCACGGCGGGGGCAAGGUGUGCUUCGAGUUCAGGGACAAGGGGACCUGCCACUGGGGGGACAGGUGCACCUACGCCCACGCUUCCGCAGCAGAGAUGCGCUACCUUGUGGGGCCAAGGAUGGUGGAGCAGGCGCGGAGGAACGUGACGCCGCCUGCGAGGGCGUUCUCGCCGCGGUCGGCGGUCGGGACUUCGCAUGGCGGCAGCAGCUAUGCGAUGGGUAGUACCGCUAGGGCGUUCUCACCUGUUCCUGCCGCGGCCGGGCAGGACGAUGCCAAGGUCACCCGACUGGAGCUCCUGAGCCGCAGGAAGUUGAGCGGCAUCUACGGCGACUGGCCGGAGGAGGACUGA